AUCUCGGGUGAUCUCUGCUGGGAUACGCACGUUGAAAAUGUAUGUAAUUCAGCAUAUAGGAAACUUUGUUUUAAAAGGCGAUCUCUAAGAGGGACGAACUCCGAUAUCCGGACCAGCGUUUAUAAAACUCUAGUGCGCCCAACAUUGGAAUAUGCAUCGAUAAUAUGGCACCCCCACGCACAAACUCAAAUAGAUAAAGUGGAGCGCAUUCAAAGGCUAGCGGCAAGGCUUAUGUUUUCUAAAUACGACAGACACGAGUGUGUUUCGGCAUUGUUGAGGGAAGCCCAGUCAUCCUCCUUAGCAUCAAGAUGCAAAAUUGCGCGGCUGAAGUUUUUUUUUUUUUUUUUUUUUUUGUAUUUUAAGUAUCUCCAUAUUGACACGCAAACUUAUAUCAGAUCUCCUGGAAGACGGUCUCGACGAUUGAACUAUGAAUUGUCAGUUGACCCAUUUAUGCCCAAUAUCGAUAUUUUUUAA
This is a messenger RNA of Ixodes scapularis (black-legged tick), 474 nucleotides long. RefSeq lists its product as uncharacterized. NCBI's taxonomy places the organism in Eukaryota, Metazoa, Arthropoda, Arachnida, Ixodida, Ixodidae. The record is from RefSeq and is a predicted model, not a curated record. The transcript has a single exon. The annotation marks the transcript as partial.